AUGCCUCGUCCGGGGAAAAAUUCCUACAGUGAUCAAAAGCCUCCUUAUUCAUACAUCUCAUUGACCGCAAUGGCCAUUCAGAGUUCCGCGGAGAAGAUGCUUCCCUUGAGUGAGAUUUACAAAUUUAUCAUGGACAGGUUUCCUUAUUACAGAGAAAACACACAGCGGUGGCAGAAUUCUCUCCGCCACAACCUCUCCUUUAACGACUGCUUCAUUAAGAUCCCGCGCAGACCUGACCAGCCAGGCAAAGGCAGUUUCUGGGCUCUUCAUCCCGACUGUGGAGACAUGUUCGAGAACGGCAGCUUCCUCCGCCGCCGUAAAAGGUUUAAGGUGCAUCGGUCGGAACACUUCAGCGCCAAAAAUUCACAGAUGAUCCAUUAUUUCCAGCACCACCACCAACAACAAGCCAAAUUGGGACUGGCCUCACCGGACACUGCCCCAACAAUGGGGCGCCUGCCCCAGUUCCAGCCGUACGGAGUCAACGGGCCUCAGUCGACUGGAUUUAAGCACCCAUUCGCCAUCGAGAACAUCAUUGGAAGGGACUAUAAAAGUAUGAUGGCCAGCGGGCUUCCUUUAGCCUCUGUAAUGCACCACCUUGGUUACCCUGUUCCAAACCAGCUCAGUAACAUGGUGGGAUCCAUGUGGCCACACGUUGGUGUCCUAGACUCCAUGGCUCCUAUGCCAGUUUCACCAGAUUACAGCCCGUUUGGGGUGCCCAUGAAGACGAUUUGCCACCCUGGCACUCAGACAAUGCCAGCCGUCCCUGUGCCUAUCAAACCCACAGUAUCCCUGGCGUCCAUCUCCACUUUGCCAGCCCCAGGAGCCCUGCCUGGCAGCCCCACGCAGAUCUGUCCGUCAUCUUCUUCAUCUUCCUUGCAUCUAGAUCAGACUCGAUCAGCCUCCACCGAAGGCAAAACUAACUCCUUACACUCUGUGCUCGUCCAUUCGUGA
Messenger RNA from Hypanus sabinus (Atlantic stingray), 951 nucleotides. RefSeq names its product forkhead box B2 (gene foxb2). Gene Ontology annotation, molecular function: RNA polymerase II cis-regulatory region sequence-specific DNA binding; DNA-binding transcription factor activity, RNA polymerase II-specific. The record is from RefSeq and is a predicted model, not a curated record. Bases 1 to 951 code for a protein of 316 amino acids. Gene Ontology annotation, biological process: cell differentiation; anatomical structure morphogenesis; regulation of transcription by RNA polymerase II. The transcript has a single exon. Lineage: Eukaryota; Metazoa; Chordata; Chondrichthyes; Myliobatiformes; Dasyatidae.